AGACUUUUCCAGCUUCUUGUCAUGAGUGUUUGUGAGUAGCGCUUCUCGUAUUUCCGCUGGGGAUGGCAGGGCAUCCAAAGAUAUUGUGCAAGAAGCCCAUUGAUUCCUCUGUCCCAGGACUGUCUUGUCGGUGGUUCUCCUGAAUCUCAUGCAAAACGUUUUGCCUCCUGGCCUUUCUUUCCAAGAGCCCCAACAGGGAUGUGGUGUAUGUGUCUCAGGAUGUUGCACAGGCCAAAUUUAUAUUCUGCUGCAGAACUAAACCGUACACUUUGCAUAAGGCAGGCGCUGGGAGCAGGGGCUCUGGUUAAAUUCUCUGCUUUCCCAGUUAGCUUGCACUCGAUGAGUGCUAAUUGCACUUGGCAAGAGUCUGCCAUCCUUCUUAUAUUUAAUUGUGGAGUGUUGUUGUAUUUGUUUUGUUUUCCAUGGAUCAACUGGCACUGUUACUGUUGCUUCCCUUCCCUUCCUUUUCCACUUUGUCAGUAUUAAGUCAAGUUCUGCAAAGUAGGGACGAGUUCUCCAGUCUGGGGCUUUGUUGUUUUCCUAGCAAACCACUGCAUGCCCAACAGUACAAUUCCAGAUGUUAUAAUGUCCUUGGCAUCUGAGAGGCAUCUUACCCGCACUUUGGAUAGCGAGUGACUCCCUGUUGAUUUGCUUGCAACCACAGGGCUGAGCAGGAUGGAUGGCGUUCCCAGCCCGGGAGUCUUUCCCCCCGUCUCCCCUCGGCACUCAACUCUGAAGCGCCUUCUCUCAUCCCGGCAGAAGUGACCCUACCUUGAACUUGCUCACUCAGAUUGAUUGCACAGCCUUCUCCUCUCUUACAAGAGGCCUGUGAAAGGGAGGGAAACGAGAAUACUUCACAGAUGACUCUUCCUCCGCGUGGGAACAGACGGAGGUCAGAGAAAGGCAGCUUACAGAGGCUGCCACAUUUGGUGGUGACAUCCCCCUUCCCAAUCUCUUGCGCCCAGCAUAGACUUGUUGGAGCCUUCUGCUCAAAAAGACAAGACAGAGAUAUUUCCUUAGCUACUUUUCCUGGCUCUUUCCAGGCAUCCCCCUCCCCUGCCUCUCCAUGCAAAACUUUGCUUUUGGGCCUGGCUUCUUCAGAGACUGGCUGGCAGGCUGUCAAGCUUAACGAAAAAGAAUAGAUUCAAGGUUCCAUCUGGACAUUCCAACCAGCAGAUUGGAAAGCCUGCUGGUGCCAAGAUGUCUUUUCCAGGUUUGACGUUGGGGGCCGAACAGCUGCUGACAAAGCAGUCUCGUUUGUGAAACUCUGUUGUCUUCCUUGAGCAGAGUAUGGAACAUACGCCACUCUUAGAGGACUCCGGGGUGCUACUUAAACCCACGUGACUCAGGGACGAGAUCCAGGCACUGAUGCGAUGCGGCCUAUCAGGAUGGAGUCUCCACAUUACUCAGCCCCCUUCUACCGGGAAUAUCACAAUAGCAACGUAAUUUCUCUGCACUACAACUACACAGGGAAGCUCAGUGCCAGCAAAUACAAAGGGAGCCUCAAAGCUGAUGCCGUCGUCUUCUUGGUUGUGUGUGCCUUCAUUGUGGUGGAAAAUCUAGUGGUCCUGCUAGCCAUCUGGAGGAACAAGAAGUUCCACUCGCCCAUGUAUUAUCUGAUUGGGAAUCUGACCCUGUCAGACUUGCUGGCUGGAGUGGCUUACACGGCCAACAUCAUCAUGUCUGGGCCCAUGACCCUCAAGCUGACCCCUGUCCAGUGGUUUCUGCGAGAAGGUGGGGUCUUUGUCACCCUUGCUGCGUCCGUCCUCAGCCUCCUCGCCAUCGCCAUCGAGCGGCACAUCACUAUGGUCCGCAUGAGACUCUACCACGGCGACAAGAAAGGGCGGAUGUUCCUGCUGGUGGGUGCCAGCUGGCUGGCCUCCGUCUUGCUCGGGGUGCUCCCGAUCCUGGGCUGGAACUGCAUAGACAGCCUCCCGGAAUGUUCGACAGUAUUGCCCCUCUAUUCGAAACAUUACAUCCUCUUCUGCAUCACCAUUUUCUUAGCCAUCUUGAUUUCCAUUGUGGUGCUCUACGCCCGCAUCUACCGCAUGGUCAAGUUCAAUGGGCAGCGCCUGGGCACCCUCCGCAAGGGCAUGCUCAAGAAGUCCCAGAAGUACAUGGCCCUGCUGAAGACCGUGACCAUUGUGGUGGGCACCUUCAUUGCCUGCUGGCUACCCCUCUUCCUCCUCUUGCUGUUGGAUGUCGCCUGCCAGAUCCAGGCUUGCAGCGUGCUGUACAAGGCGGACUAUUUCUUGGGCUUGGCAAUGAUCAACUCUCUCCUGAAUCCCAUCAUCUAUACCCUCACCAGUAAGGACAUGCGGCGGGCCAUUUUCAAGUUGCUCUGCUGCCUCCUGGUGAUCGCGCCCGGGGCGGAGGACAGGCAAGCCAAGCGCUUUGGUUUCCCCAUCUUGGAGGGCAGCACCAGCAAGUCGGAGCGCUCGUCGCACCAGCAGGAGGAGCCGAAUAAUAGCAUGUCCGUUGGGAACGGCACCCCUGCAGCCAUCAAGGCACUGGUUCUAAAAGCCACUUUCUGACGUCCUUGGUGUACCCUAUUGAGAGGGGGGGGGGCAUCAGCAUUGGAGCAUAGGCAGGCAGAAGAGCAGGGGCUGGAAGUACAUGUCUUGCCGGAACUGGGACUGAAGCCCUGUGAGCAAUGCUGUGGCAGCAUUUGAAGGAGUCCCAGGCUGGGAGGAAGGCAAGCAGAGGAUCUGUGGGAUAGACAAGAAAACCUGAACAGUGCAGGUACCUGAGCACAGUAGGACCUGACUGUUGUUCAGAUAAAGAGAGGCCUGAUUCAGAAGCUAAACCAGACAGGCAUGGAGCUGGGAAGAGAAGACUGUAGGGAGGUUGUUUUAUUCCAUUACAGGAAGGGUUGGGGCAAAAUCUGGUGCUCCAGAUUCUGUAGGACUGCAACUCUGAGAAUUCCUGAUCACGGACUAUGCUGACCCAGGCUGCUGGAGCCACAGCUUAACGACAUCUGUUGGUUUGCUCAUCAACCAAUCAGUCAUUAUAAUCCCCCCGGUGGGCUUAGUUCAGGCCUGCAUUAUUUUGUCAAGUGCUUGACUUUUUAAAGUGUUUCUACUAUGUUUUCUUAAUUAUUAUUUUCUUCUUUUAUUUUUUUUUAUAUCAUGAUUUUAUUGUACAUUUUUGGGAACCCUGUUGGGUAGAAAAGUAACCUAUAAAUGCUUUGAAU
Messenger RNA from Pogona vitticeps (central bearded dragon), 3193 nucleotides. NCBI's taxonomy places the organism in Eukaryota, Metazoa, Chordata, Lepidosauria, Squamata, Agamidae. The record is from RefSeq and is a predicted model, not a curated record.